ACGCUCACAUUCUUUCUUUCUACGUUGAACCUUUUGAUUGAAAGCCUUUUUGAACGUUUCUCAAAAAGUCAUCAAGGCUUCAAAUUGCGUUAUUCACUGUACCUGUGAUUUCAUCGUGAGUUCCUGCCCUACAGCAGGAAAUUCUCGAGGCUUUCUCUAAACCAUACGGGGCAUUUAGCCUAACUUAUCUGCUAGACCUCCACUUCGCCACGGAAAUCAAUAUGUCGCUAUUAUCUGCCAGAACGUUCAAAGUAGAGCUUGCUAGUGAGAGCUUGGAAACAAUAAAUCGUGCCGCUCGGCGCGUUAUCGUCAAUGCCGACUUGCUCAAGUCCGCCAAAAUAUGCUCAGGUGACGUCGUAGCCUUAUCGAAAGCAGGUUCCCCCCAGGAUCGGGGAAAGGUAUUUGCUGUAGGCAUUGCCUGGCCGUCUCUGGAUGUCUCUCAAGACACCGUUCUUGUUUCAUCUCCUCAUCUUCUCACUGCGCGCCUCGCUCAAGGCGAGAGAGUUCAACUCUUCCAGCUGAAUACUGCUAAGUCGUUGCCGGGUCUUCCCUCCCUCCGCCAGGCACAAGAAGCCCGGACCGUCCAUCUAAAAGAAUUAUCAAGAACAGAUGAACGACUGGACCGUUCUGGUGCAAGCAGUUCUGCACAUUCAGACAAAGGGAAACGCCGCGACUGGCUGCCGCUUCUGAUAAGGGAAGCCUUAGUGAACCUCAAAUAUCUUUCGCCCACGCAAACCCUCGACGUAGUCUAUGAGGGACAAUGCCGCCGCUUCUCCCUAGCGUCUGUGUCCACAAUGAAGGGCACAGUACCAGUUGAAUUGGAUGAUCUGACUAAUGGGUUGUCCAAACUCUCUCUCCAAACUACUCCGCAAUUAUGGACUGUUGGAUGGGAUACUAUCGUGACUCUCAUAGAUGAGAAACCGAGCAAUGACUCAGCGCAGGCGCCCGACACGGAGGUAGUAACACGAGACGAGGCUGCAGAGGCUUAUGCUUCCGUUGGAGGAUUAAAUAAGCAGAUUGCUCAAAUCCGUGACCUUAUCGAGAUACCUCUGACUCGACCUGAACUAUUUUACCGUUUUGGACUGAAACCACCACGAGGCAUACUUCUUCACGGUCCACCGGGAACUGGGAAGACUCACCUUGCACGUGCGAUAGCCGCAUCCACAAACUCUUCAGUUCUUAUUGUCAAUGGUCCCGAACUGUCUUCUGCAUAUCACGGCGAGACGGAAUCAAAGCUUCGCGAUGUGUUUUCAGAAGCACGAGCUCGAAGUCCGUGUAUUGUCGUCCUGGAUGAGGUUGAUGCUUUAUGUCCUCGUAGGGAAGAAGGUCCCGGAGGAGAAGUGGAGAAGCGUGUUGUGGCUCAAAUGUUGACGAUCCUUGACGGCGUGGAAGAUGAGGCAGACACUGAUGGGAAAAAUAGAGUUGUUGUGGUCGCUACCUCCAACCGUCCAAACGCCAUUGAUCCUGCCCUGAGACGACCGGGUCGAUUUGACAGAGAAAUCGAGAUUGGUAUUCCUGAUGCCGAAGCGCGUUACGAUAUACUGAGUGUUCUCUUGCGCAAGACUCCACACUCAUUGACACCGAAAGAAAUUCAAAACGUGGCUGCACGCGCCCAUGGUUAUGUUGGCGCAGAUUUGAGUGCGGUUGUUCGCGAAGCAGGAACUGCAGCAAUCAAACGUUGGCUCGGGUCCCAACCGGCAUCGUCUAGGCCUGAAGAGAAAGCCACUCUCGAUACCGAGCCGCAGGUCCACCUCAACGACCUUCUAAUGUCUCUGACCAACGUGAGGCCAUCUGGUCUGCGUUCUGUUUUCCUUGACACUGUUCCUGUCCGCUUUUCGGACGUCGGUGGACAGGCGGAAACGAUUCAGAAGCUUCGAGAAUGUGUCGAAUGGCCGUUGCUACAUCCGGAUGCCUUCGAAAGGCUUGGCGUACGACCACCUAAAGGUGUUCUUUUGUAUGGGCCUCCGGGAUGUAGUAAGACACUGCUGGUACGCGCUUGUGCUACUGAAAGCGGGGUGAACUUUGUGGCAGUCAAGGGAUCGGAGCUCCUGAACAAAUAUGUGGGCGAGUCUGAAAAGGCUGUACGAGAUAUCUUUAGGAAGGCUCGAGGGGCUGCGCCAUCUAUUAUCUUCUUCGAUGAGAUUGAUGCUCUCGGAUCGUCUCGAUCAGAUGCGGAUAGCGGUGGAGGCUCGCAUGAAGGUGUAUUGACCAGUCUUUUGAAUGAGAUGGACGGUGUCGAAGAACUAGUAGGAGUCACUGUAGUCGCAGCCACGAAUCGUCCAGACGUCAUUGACCCUGCCUUGAUACGACCUGGUCGGCUUGACCGCAUUCUCUAUGUCGGACUACCUGAUCAAUCAGGCCGAGAAGACAUCAUUCGGAUUUGCACUAGGAAGAUGAGUGUAGAGCCUGGUCUCGACAUUCCUUACCUUGCCCAAUUGAUGGAUGGAUGUUCUGGUGCUGAGAUCAAGGCAUUGUGCCAAGAAGCUGCUUUGCUGACUAUGAAGCAAGAUAUCAACUCACCAUUUGUUGCAAAUAAUACAUUUUUGGCUGCUACUAGGCUAGUGAACAGACAAAUCACACCUUCUAUAAUUGAGAAAUACAAAAAUUGGAGCAGCCAGUUUGGUGUGUGUAGCUAAUGCUUAGAUUAGUGAAUAGAAUUUAUCCUCUAGUUAUUCAUACAUGUGUAUGUAUAUAAGAAUAUAUAGAAAGAAACAGGCUUAAAAAGUGACUAUAAUACAAGAAAUUAUUUAACCAGCC
Molecule: messenger RNA, 2757 nt
Organism: Somion occarium
Lineage: Eukaryota; Fungi; Basidiomycota; Agaricomycetes; Polyporales; Cerrenaceae
Source: the annotation of a GenBank genome assembly